AACGCGAAGGUGGAGAAGAAGACGUGAAUUGCGUGCUCUCAUUUGACCGUAAAGCAAAUUUUCAUGAUUCUAAGAGCAAACAUAUUUCCUCAAUUGAUCUACACUUAGAUAACGGGAUUCACCAGCUCCGGAUAUGUCCUUCAUAUUUGAUUGGAUUUAUAGUGGUUUCAGUAGCGUAUUGCAGUUUCUAGGACUGUACAAGAAAUCGGGCAAGUUAGUAUUUCUUGGACUGGACAAUGCUGGCAAGACGACGCUACUGCACAUGCUCAAAGAUGACAGAUUGGGACAGCAUGUGCCAACUUUACAUCCAACCUCGGAAGAACUGACAAUCGCUGGCAUGACCUUCACCACCUUUGACCUUGGAGGCCAUGCACAAGCCCGCAGAGUGUGGAAAAACUACCUCCCCGCCAUCAACGGCAUCGUCUUCCUUGUGGAUUGCAUCGACAUCCCUAGAUUGCCAGAGUCCAAAACAGAACUUGAUGCUCUAAUGACAGAUGAGACCAUUGGAAACGUGCCUAUCCUGGUCCUCGGCAACAAGAUUGACAAAACAGAAGCCGUCAGUGAGGAGAAACUACGUGAGAUGUUUGGAUUAUAUGGUCAGACAACAGGCAAGGGCAACAUUCCCAUGAAGGAGCUGAACACGAGACCACUGGAGGUGUUCAUGUGCAGCGUGCUGAAGAGGCAGGGUUACGGCGAGGGCUUCCGCUGGCUCUCCCAGUACAUUGACUAGAGCCCCGGCACCAGGAGGUGCUACAGGGAGACACCCCACUUCUACCGCCACCAUACUCAGUCCCAUGUUUGGUUUAUAAAGUCUGCCUCCGCCACCAGAAAAAAACAGUACAACUUGAACCCAAGACUUUUAUUGGUCUCCAGAACACUUUUUUGGGGUUACACUGUCUCUUUUUUUCCCAAGAGAAUUAACAUAGCAUUGGUUCUGCAGAAGUGUUAAAAAAAAAUUCAAGCGGAUUAAUCUUUUCUAUUUUGUUUCCAUCUAUUCGUGUGACAAAUGCAGUAUAUAAUUGUAAAUCUGUAAAUUAAUCUAAUCUGCCACCUUCCAACACAUUUUGAGCAGUGAGACAGCUGAUUAGUUGUACACAUCGCUACACUUUUUUAACAGGAAAGGCAACAUACAGACAUGACUCGUGUUUAGUUUCAUUAAUGUCUUUUCUUCAUCCUAUAUUUUUUACAUAGUAAGAAGUGUGGCCAAGUAGACAGCAGCACUCACCUUAAAGAAAACACUUCCGUCUCUCUGGCUGUGUCAUUUUCUUAUAAUAAACCGAGCCCUGCAUUGAUCUACAUU
Oncorhynchus mykiss (rainbow trout) is the source of this 1300-nucleotide messenger RNA. It is a transcript of the gene sar1a, whose product is annotated as SAR1 gene homolog A (S. cerevisiae). Gene Ontology annotation, molecular function: GTPase activity; GTP binding. The record is from RefSeq and is marked provisional. NCBI's taxonomy places the organism in Eukaryota, Metazoa, Chordata, Actinopteri, Salmoniformes, Salmonidae. Gene Ontology annotation, biological process: intracellular protein transport.